UUUAGUUUCCUCAGUUUGUUUUAGAGAUGCUGCGCCUACUGAUCUUGCUGGGAUUUUGCAUCCUGGGCUGCCAGGCAGCCUGCAACACUUGCUCCUCCACCAGUCAAGUGGCCUGUGUUUCGGAGACGGAGUUCCAGUUCUGUUCCUCCGCACUGGUGGCCAUCGGAGAUCUUUACACCUGUCCCACAGGAUACUACUGCACCUCCGGGUCAACAGUUUGCAGCGCCGAUGAAACCGCGAUAGCUUGUUCGGAUUGUAAUAAGUGCAGUGCUGACAAUCGAUUCGCCUGCACCGGUAGAAAUACUUUUGCCUUGUGUCUGGGAUCUACAACUCCGAAUACUGUGAUGGGUGGAAAUUGCGGGGAUUAUGUGUGCAAUUUGAAUAAUGAAAAUAUCUGUGGCAGUCCCACCGCGUAUCCAGUAUCCUGUGUGGGAUCAGGUUCGGGAGACUGCGCAUCUACUACCAUCACAAAUGCCACCGAGUAUUGUCAAUCACUAAAGGAAACUGGAAGAUUUCCAUAUGGGGGAGUUACUGCAACCACCUGCAGGCAAUAUGUUAACUGUUAUGUAUCUGCUGGGAUUUUCUAUGGAAAUGUAUACACCUGCCCUGGACAAACCUACUUCGACAGCACUUCUCGCCUUUGCACAACCCAAACUCAGGCCAGAUGCUCAGAUACAGUAUCUUGUCUAACUCUAAAUGGCCGGAGGUUGCUUUGAAGUUAAGACUGCAAGGGCUUUGUAUAUCUCUAUUAUCGUUAUCAUCGCAGGGAAAGGGAACCUUAAGCAAAUAAACUAAAUGCACUUUA
Messenger RNA from Drosophila ficusphila, 805 nucleotides. RefSeq lists its product as uncharacterized. The record is from RefSeq and is a predicted model, not a curated record. The transcript is spliced from 2 exons. The coding region runs from base 27 to 716 and encodes 229 amino acids. Gene Ontology annotation, cellular component: extracellular region. Gene Ontology annotation, molecular function: chitin binding. Lineage: Eukaryota; Metazoa; Arthropoda; Insecta; Diptera; Drosophilidae.